Molecule: messenger RNA, 312 nt
Organism: Blepharisma stoltei
Lineage: Eukaryota; Ciliophora; Heterotrichea; Heterotrichida; Blepharismidae
Source: the annotation of a GenBank genome assembly
AUGGAUGAGCGUCAUUUUCUUUGAACAACAGUCUACUGAAGUAGGAGUUAUAUGAGCAGUAAUUCAUUUAAAGACUUUGAAGUGGGUGACUGUUGGUCAGAUGAAGAAAUGAAUUGAAGAUCCAUUAAGAGGAGUAUAUUAGAUGAGUAUAAGGAUGAAAAUUUGAUGGGGAAUUUGAAUAUAAUUAUGACUCUAAAUAUGGGCAUUAAUUUGAAUGUGAAAACUAAGAUAAGAGCUAGAUGUGGUAAAUGCUGAUAUUGUAAUCUCAAGCGAUCUCGAAAGUCUAGUUGAGGACUCUGGUUAAAUGCAUAA